AUGGCUUUCCAAAUUGAAUCUGCCCAAAAAUGGAAAUUUGAUGUAUUCUUUAAUUUUAGACUGCAAGACUUGGACAAAAGCUUUGUUGCUGAUCUUUACCAACGUCUGAAAGACAUAGGAACCAAUGCAUUCAAACCCGAUGUCAACUCUGAAUGGGGAGAACAAAUUUCAACAGAAAUCUUAGAAGCCAUCGAGGAAUCAAGGAUUGCCAUUACCAUCUUUUCCAAGGACUAUACUUCAUCCCCACGGUGCUUGGAAGAACUCACUAAGAUCAUGGGGUGCGUUGACAACAAGGGACAGGAAUUCUUCUCUGUCUACUAUAAAUGUGAGCCAUUAGAUUGCUUAAGGUCAAUAGUCAACUUUGGGGCAGAUCUCAAGGGUUCUGAUUUGAGGAAGGUGCAGAGGUGGAAGGACGCUCUCCGUAAAGCAGAUGACAUGGAAGGAUCAUGA
Molecule: messenger RNA, 450 nt
Organism: Solanum tuberosum (potato)
Lineage: Eukaryota; Viridiplantae; Streptophyta; Magnoliopsida; Solanales; Solanaceae
Product: TMV resistance protein N-like
Exons: 1
Coding region: 1-450 (149 amino acids)
Biological process (GO): signal transduction
Source: RefSeq, a predicted model, not a curated record